Molecule: messenger RNA, 753 nt
Organism: Arctia plantaginis
Lineage: Eukaryota; Metazoa; Arthropoda; Insecta; Lepidoptera; Erebidae
Source: the annotation of a GenBank genome assembly
AUGUACACUAUUGGUUCACUGAAGAACUAUUAUUUGCUGUCACAUCACGAAAUCCACAAGCGAUCUACGGAGCCGAGCCACAAACACCACCUCAAAUUAAAUGACGAACCACAGGUCCGAUGGUUCGAGCAGCAGCGCGAAAAGCGCAGAGUGAAGCGCGACUAUUCGCCAUACGAACGCGCCUCAUUUUCACAACUCUCGCGGCGGCUGCAGUCACACCGUCCACAUUAUCGCGCUUUGAAUUCCGGCUUGUUCUUCCCAGAUCCACUGUUCAAAGAGCAGUGGUACUUGAAUGGAGGUGCAAAGGAUGGCCUAGACAUGAACGUAUCACCGGCGUGGCAGAAAGGAUACACAGGCAAAGGUGUCGUCGUGUCGAUCUUAGAUGACGGAAUACAGACCAACCACCCUGACUUGUUGCAAAACUAUGACCCGAACGCGUCAACAGACAUCAAUGGUAAUGAUGACGAUCCUAUGCCACAAGACAACGGAGACAAUAAGCAUGGAACAAGAUGUGCUGGAGAGGUUGCUGCAGUUGCGUACAAUCAGUAUUGUGGCGUUGGCAUCGCUUACAAUGCUAGCAUUGGGGGCGUUAGAAUGUUAGACGGAGUUGUAAAUGAUGCGGUUGAAGCCAGAGCUUUAGGUCUAAACCCAGACCAUAUAGAUAUCUACAGCGCUUCUUGGGGACCUGAAGACGAUGGUAAAACCGUUGAUGGACCAGGGCCAUUAGCAAGAAGAGCUUUCAUCUACGGAGUC